Acanthosepion pharaonis is the source of this 900-nucleotide messenger RNA. The record is from the annotation of a GenBank genome assembly. NCBI's taxonomy places the organism in Eukaryota, Metazoa, Mollusca, Cephalopoda, Sepiida, Sepiidae.
AUGUUUUUUUUAUUAUACCCAUAUCUAUCUAUCUAUCUAUCUAUCUAUCUAUCUAUCUAUCUAAAGAAAAAGAGAAAAAGGAAUAAAUAUAAAAAAUAUUUAUUCUUUUUUUCUCCUUUUCUCUUCUUUCUCUUUUUAUCGACACUCUUUAAUUCUAUCUCUCACCACUACUCAUCGUUGUUCAUUUUUACUGUUUUAUUAGAGAUGUCGUUAUCCCCCGUUUGUAAUGAUAUAUUUUUUCAUUCUGUUUUCUUUCUCGUCUCUUCCUUCUUUUUUAUUAUUCUUUUCUUCCUCGAUUAUUUAUUAUUAUUAAGCAUCUUUUUCCGUUGCACUUUUUUUCUUUUUCAUUUUUCGUGGUUUUCUGUCUUUUUCCUUUCGUUGUUGUUUUGUUCUUUUUCCUUUUUCGUUGUUUUUUCUGUCUUUUUUCUAUUUUGUUUUUUCUUUAUUUUUUUUUGUCUUUUUCGUUAUUUUUUUUUUUUUUCCUUUUGUUGUUGUUUCUUUUCUUUUUUUACAUUUUCAUUGUUUUUUUGUCUUUUUCCUUUUUUGAGAUUUCUUUUACCUUUUUUCUUUUUCGUUGUUUUUUGUCUUUUUGCUUUUUAUUGUUUCUUUUUUUUUUUUCUCCUUUUUCAUUGUUUUUUUUCCCUUUUUUCCUUUUUGUUGUUUCUUUUCUUUGUUUCUUUUUCCUGUUUCGUUGUUUUUUUCUGUCUUUUUCCUUACCUGGUGUUUCUUUUCUUUUUCCUUUUUCGUUCUUUUUUCUGUCUUUUCUUGUUAUUUCCUUUCUUUUUAAUUUUUCGUUGUUUUUUUUCUCUCCUUUUCCUUUUUUGCUCUUUUCUUUUUCGUUAUUUCUUUUCUUUCUUUUUCCUUGUUUCUUUCUUUCUUGCCUUCUUAAUCCACUUUUAA